AUGGCACCAGCAAGGACUAUUGAAGCCACGGUACCCGCUAGGGUAUUCGAAGGCAAACUUGCCAUUGUCACUGGAUCUUCCAGGAGUUUCGGCGCCGCAGUCGCAAAACACCUUGCCGAACGUGGUGCAAACGUGGUCAUCAACUACGCUACUUCGGCUUCAGAUCAGACUGCUGCUGAUCUCGCAGCUCAUCUAUCCAAAACAUACAACGUGAAGGCGGUCCCUGUGCGUGCUGACCUGCUUGAUCCCUCGGCCCCUGCAGCCCUUGUCGAGGCCGCAAAGAAGCACUUCACCGAUCCCUCUGCAACCCCUAGCUUCCAGAUCGACAUCAUCAUCAACAACGCGGCACUCGUGAACUCUCAGCCCAUCCAAGAGCUUGACAUCGAGCUAUGGGACCAGACAUUCAACCUCAACUGCAAAGCACCCGCGCUCCUUAUCAAGGCAGCGUUCCCUUACCUCCCCCAUGAUCGAUCAGGCAGAAUCGUCAACAUCUCAUCUGCAACCACAACAUGGGGUCUUAUCCAGCAGACUUCCUACGCUGGAACCAAGGGUGCCAUUGAGGCCAUGACCCGCGUCUGGGCACGUGAGCUCGCCGAGCGCUGCACCGUCAACAGCGUCUCUCCUGGUCCCAUGGACACUGGUCUCCUCAACGGACUCCCCGAAGCCCCAAGGCAAGCACUGAGAGCGUACAACGCCUUGAUCCCGCUGGCCAAGGAACGCCCUGGUGUGGACUCUGAAGAUAUGCUCAGGCUAGCGGGUGAGAUUGGUGGUCGCCCAGGCACCUUGGAGGAAGUGGCUGGCAUCGUCGGAAUCGUCUGUCUACCUGAGAGUGGAUGGAUGACGGGCAACCAGCUCGGUGCCAGUGGCGGUGGAGCGUUUGUACGAUAA
Molecule: messenger RNA, 888 nt
Organism: Bipolaris oryzae ATCC 44560
Lineage: Eukaryota; Fungi; Ascomycota; Dothideomycetes; Pleosporales; Pleosporaceae
Exons: 2
Coding region: 1-888 (295 amino acids)
Molecular function (GO): oxidoreductase activity, acting on the CH-OH group of donors, NAD or NADP as acceptor
Source: RefSeq, a predicted model, not a curated record